Molecule: messenger RNA, 624 nt
Organism: Thyridium curvatum
Lineage: Eukaryota; Fungi; Ascomycota; Sordariomycetes; Thyridiales; Thyridiaceae
Exons: 3
Coding region: 1-624 (207 amino acids)
Source: RefSeq, a predicted model, not a curated record
AUGAUGUUCACCCAGGCCCUCGCCGGCGUCGCCGCCACCGUCCUCCUGGCCUUCACUCCGGUCACCAACGCCUUCGUGGACCCCUGCAACUACCAGGAGUACCGUUGCGGCUACAGCAUGAUGGAGCACUACGGAUACACCAUCGCCGAGCUGACCAGCGCCGUCAACGGGACUGUGACGAUCCCUCCCCUCAACGACGCGCAGCUCCUGAGGACCCUGUUCCGCUGCACCGACACCCUCGGCGGCAUCGCCGGUAACUCUUACUGCAUCGCCGGCUGCAUCAGCAUCAGCGGCAACUCGACCGGUACCGUCAACGACAUGUGCGCCAUUCUCCUUGACAUUUCAGAUCCUUUGCUUGAGAAUGGGGUCCGCAUCGCAGACGCGGCCGAUCGCAACCUCCUUGCUGCGCGGCCGGUCUUGGCGAACCGACGAACCCUGUUGCGGAAAGAAUGGAGACCCACGGGAAUAUUGGGCGAGAUCGCCAGGGAAGAAAGGGAUGUGUGGUGUGCUGUAGGAAAGGAGAACUGUGCCAUUGUUUCAAGUUGGAUCAGCAGCCCUCGAAGAAAUGCCGCUCCCGUUGACCUGCCUCCAGAGGAUUGGGAGGUCGUUCGUUUGUUUGACUGA